Messenger RNA from Chenopodium quinoa (quinoa), 1772 nucleotides. Its product is annotated as endo-polygalacturonase-like. Gene Ontology annotation, biological process: carbohydrate metabolic process. Gene Ontology annotation, molecular function: polygalacturonase activity. The transcript is spliced from 3 exons. The record is from RefSeq and is a predicted model, not a curated record. The coding region runs from base 161 to 1591 and encodes 476 amino acids. NCBI's taxonomy places the organism in Eukaryota, Viridiplantae, Streptophyta, Magnoliopsida, Caryophyllales, Amaranthaceae.
UGUUUUGAUUAGUAAAGUCAAUUUGAUAUUACGAAAAUACAGAUUUUUGCUAAACGAGAACUAACUAAUUAUAUGUCCCUCCCAAAAGAUCGAACAGGUUUCAGGUUUCAGGUUUCAAACUCAUUGGAGGUAGUAUCAAUCAACUUAUCCUAAAUCCAAGAUGCUCUCCUCCAUUUCCACCUUAAUCCUUCUCCUUUUCUCUCUCCUACACAUCAUCUCUCCCACCCAAUCACACCCCACCACGUCAUCAUCCAUCCAACUCCCCUCCAACCCACCAACCAUCUCCGUCACAGACUUCGGCGCCGUCGGAAACAGCCAUCAAUACGACACAACCCCAAUCCAAUCAGCAAUCAACGCGUGUCCAUCACCAAGACCCUGCCACGUGGUAUUCCCAUCACCUGGGACCUACCUAACAAAAACGAUCCACCUCCGAUCCGGCGUCGUUUUGAUCGUUGAAAAAGGUGCGGUAAUUUUAGGGGGAACGAAGUUGGAAGAUUAUCCAAAGGAGUUUGAGAGAUGGUAUGUUGUGUUGGCGGAACAGGUGGUUAAUGUGGGGAUUAGAGGAGGUGGGGAAAUCAACGGUCAAGGAUUGGAGUUUGUCAAGAGAUUUGAUGAGAGGAAGAAUGUCAUGGUCAGUUGGAAUCACACGGGUGCGUGUUUAGGGGAUGAGUGUAGACCGAGGUUAGUUGGGUUUAUUGGGUGUACAAAUGUUACUGUCUCUAAUGUUAAGCUCAACGAGCCUGCCUAUUGGUGCUUGCACAUAGUAGAUUGUGAUAACACUUCCAUUCAUGACAUGUCCAUCUAUGGGAACUUCAACUCGCCAAACAAUGAUGGGAUUGACAUACAAGAUUCUAAUAACACAUUCAUCACCAGAUGCAACAUAGACACAGGCGACGAUGCUAUAUGCCCAAAGACGUACAAUAAACCUCUUUAUAACUUAACUGCUACUGAUUCUUGGAUCAGAACGAAAUCCUCAGCCAUCAAGCUCGGUAGUGCUAGUUCAUUCGAUUUUGUGCAUUUAUUGUUUGAUAACAUAACCAUCUUUGAGUCUCAUAGAGGACUUGGACUUCAAAUUCGUGAUGGAGGGAAUGUCAAAGACAUUACCUUCUCCAACAUAAACAUCAGCACGAGGUACUACGAUCCAUCAUGGUGGGGAAGAGCAGAGCCAAUUUACAUAACAACAUGUCCACGAAACUCAAAUACGAAAGAAGGGUCAAUCUCUGACAUUCAGUUCAUCAACAUCACAUCAGUUUCUGAAAAUGGAGUAUUUUUAUCAGGUUCUAAAGGUGGGAUAAUAAGGGACUUGAAGUUCAGCAAUGUCGAUCUCACUUACAAAAGAUGGACGAGUUAUGAUGGUGGGUUGGUAGAUUACAGGCCUGGAUGUUCAGGGCUUGUUAAGCAUAAUAUGGCAGGAAUCAUCAUGGAAUAUAUAGAUGGUUUCGAAGUGAGAAAUAUGAACAUGAGAUGGUCAGAAGAGAAAUCAGUGGGAUGGGAUAAUCCCUUGGAUUUCAGACCAUCCACUGUCAAUAACAUCUCCUUUGUCAACUUUCAGUCUAGUCUCUAUAAAAAGAAUUCAUUACAAGAUAUUUAAAUUCUGAAAGUUGAGGAGAAAAGUGCAGAAAAUUUGUAUAAAGUUAAUAAUGUUGCUUAUGCUUCUAUUUAAUUUUUACAAAUAGGUUUGUACAAAGCACAAAUCCUGUAUACUAAUGAUUACAGAUAAGGAGGUUUAUCAUGAUUGUGUGAGCCCAUCAUAAUGCAUAUCUUGUAAUAUA